AUGUCGUCCUCAUCAAAUCAAAUACAGCCCAACAACAACAACAACAACACUAGCAGCAUGGCCCUAUUCGAGCCCAUCCUGACGGACAGCGGUUUCGCCCUCCUCCAACGCAACACCGCUGCCCACCUCCCAUCCUCCGACCGCCGCGGCCGCAAGAAGCAGGCCGCAGCUGACCCCGGCCGCUUCCUUGGCGUUCGCCGCCGCCCCUGGGGCCGGUACGCCGCCGAGAUCCGCGACCCGACCACCAAGGAGCGCCACUGGCUGGGCACCUUCGACACCGCACAGGAGGCCGCCCUCGCGUACGACCGAGCCGCCCUCUCCAUAAAGGGGGCCAACGCCCGCACCAACUUCAUCUACGCCGACAUCCACACAAACCCCACCCUUCCCGCCAACUCCUUCCAACUCCAUAAUUACGAAAACAACCCUCCUCCUCCUCCUCCUCCUCCUCUUCCUCCUUGUUCACUCAACUCCGGCUAUUUGGACUGCGUCGUUCCCAACGAGUAUCUCAACCCUUCCAACAAUUCGGGCACGGGUCUUGGCGAAGUCCUCGAUUUUUCUUCCUCCACCUAUAAUCAGAUGGAUAUGGCGGGUCUUGCACCGUGGGAUAAUAAUUAUAAUAAUGACAGUACUAACUUUGUUGAAAACAUUAGUAAUUAUAGAAACGAAAGGGAAGACGUCGGAUGCUACGGGUCGUGGGAUUCGAGCUGCUGCGAGCUCUCGGCAGUGAUAAACAACAACAACAACAACAGCCCUUCAUCAUCAUCAGUAUCAAUGCCUCCUCACAUCACAACAAACGACAGUCCAGAUUUUCAAAUGACGGCGGGCUCAUCUUUCUUCCCUUCUUUCGGGGAUCCACUUGAUUUGGCAGCAGCCCAAUAUUCGCUAUUUUGA
This is a messenger RNA of Striga hermonthica, 891 nucleotides long. NCBI's taxonomy places the organism in Eukaryota, Viridiplantae, Streptophyta, Magnoliopsida, Lamiales, Orobanchaceae. The record is from the annotation of a GenBank genome assembly.